Molecule: messenger RNA, 339 nt
Organism: Fragaria vesca subsp. vesca
Lineage: Eukaryota; Viridiplantae; Streptophyta; Magnoliopsida; Rosales; Rosaceae
Product: 4-hydroxy-3-methylbut-2-enyl diphosphate reductase, chloroplastic-like
Exons: 3
Coding region: 1-339 (112 amino acids)
Biological process (GO): isopentenyl diphosphate biosynthetic process, methylerythritol phosphate pathway; dimethylallyl diphosphate biosynthetic process
Molecular function (GO): 4-hydroxy-3-methylbut-2-enyl diphosphate reductase activity; metal ion binding
Source: RefSeq, a predicted model, not a curated record
AUGCAAAUGCACAAGCUAGUUAAGGAAAAGCUAGAUUUUCUGUUAGUUGUUGGAGGGUGGAAUUCAGAUAACACCUCUCACCUUCUGCAAGAGAUUGCAGAACUUCAUGGCAUUCCCUCGUAUUGGAUAGAUAGUGAGGAGAGAAUAGGCCCUGGAAACCAUAUAGCCUAUAAGCUCAAACACGGCGAGUUGGUUGAGAAGGAAAAUUGGCUGCCUGAGGGUCCUGUGACAAUUGGUGUAACAUCUGGUGCCUCUACUCCAAAUAAGGUUGUUGAAGACGCCCUUAACAAGGUGUUUGAUAUCAAGCGUAAAGAGGCAACUGCAACUAGUAUAGUCUGA